This is a messenger RNA of Durusdinium trenchii, 1218 nucleotides long. NCBI's taxonomy places the organism in Eukaryota, Dinophyceae, Suessiales, Symbiodiniaceae. The record is from the annotation of a GenBank genome assembly.
AUGGACCUGGGGCAUGGCCGCCAGCUGCCGUGGAUUGUUGGGAAGUUGUCGGUGGCAGUGACAAGGGCGGAGUUUUGGUGCGAGAUGGGCAGAGCACCAGCUCGACACAUCAUUGAUGAGCUGGAGAAGAUUGGCGAACGAGUUCGUUAUCAGCUAAUCACUGGACAAGGGCCGCCAACUGGUUGGGUGGCUUGGCAGAAGGUCAGCAUUAGCUUGAAAGGCAAAGAGCUCUUACGAAGCGUGCGAGGGGGCCAGUUGCCCGUGAUGCCACGGACCAUUGGGCUUCCUACCUGGGCAGCUCUCCCGGACAAGGCCAAGAAGCAGUUCCCCGAAAAGUCCCGGAAGCCAAUGAUUCGACUCUACUGUUUCCCUGGGGCAGCUGAUAACUACAUGUUGUGGUUGGAACUUGCAACUUCAGCACCACCAUGGUGUGAAGUCGCAGUUUAUGAGCCGCGUGCCCAUGGCUUUCGUCCCGAUGAAGCUUGGGAUCGGAGCCUGGAAGAGCGUGCAGAGGAUGCCUUUCGGGUCAUGCGUCCUGCCUUUGAGACUCAUGCCUCUGGCGGGGUGUCUGAAGGCGCCCCAUUUGGAUUCUUAUCUCAUGGAGUUGGCGGACAGUUCAUGGCCUUGCUGGCCCACCGCUUGAAGCAGGAAUUGAAUUUGGAGCCGUUGGUGGUCUUCGCCAAUGAUGGGCCCCCGCCCAAUGUACCAACUCUGUCCGAGGAUGGUUACAGGUGUGAGGACGUGCUUGGUUUCUACAAAGUGUUUCAGCCAGAUACAAUACUGCAGUAUGAGAAGAUGGGAGGAAAAGGGAACAAGGCCGCUGAGGCUUUGAUACAGAAGUGGUCCCGGGGUUUGAGACUUUUCGAAGAACAUGCUCGUCGAGGUUCCCAGCCUUGCGAUAGGUAUCACCAGUUUGGUUGCGAUUUGCACGUGCUUGUCGCACAACACAGCGUCGACAUGGACCGGGCUUUCGAAGAGCUUGACGCCCUUCAUCCUCAACGUGCCUGGUGGGAGCAACGCAAGAAGAUCACCGGUGCAGCAGAAUCUGGCUGCAACUGGGACCGGGAUGGCUUCAAGAAGUGGGCGGAAUGGACCGCCGAACCGGAUGAUUUUCAUUACCACGAGGUAGACACUGACCAUAUGACCAUCAAGAACUCGCCACUGAUGCGUGACAUUGUGUUCAAAGAGUUGGGAGGCUUCUGUGGAAUGGAUGACUGA